AUGGCAGCCGCAUUCGCAACCACAGCGCCUCAUCCAGAACACCCUCCCGACAUCAGCCAGCGCACAGGCAUGCCCGGCUCGCUCUCUCCCCAAACCGCCGUCUCGGCUGUCGCGCGACCCAGCCCUCCGCCGACCUACGUCCUUUCCUGGACGCCAAACGCACCGUGGCGACACAUUCCCCUCCCUCCAGCCAGCGCAUUCAUCGCCGGUGCUCUCGCAGGAGCCGCUUCUCGAACAGUCGUCUCGCCUCUCGAGCGACUAAAGAUCCUGCUACAGGUACAAGGCGCCUCUGCACAGUACAAAGGCGUAUGGCACGGUUUGACAAAGAUGUGGCGAGAAGAGGGGUUCAAGGGCUACAUGCGCGGCAACGGCAUUAACGUCCUGCGAAUAGCGCCCUACUCAGCCGUCCAGUUCUCCUCCUACGAGCUCUUCAAGUCAGCGCUACGAGGUGAAGACGGCUCGAUGGACACGCCUCGACGCCUGACAGCCGGCUCGCUCGCGGGUAUCUGUAGCGUCGUGAGCACGUACCCGCUGGAUUUGGUCAGGUCGAGGUUGUCGGUCGAGUCGGCGAGUUUGGGGAUGAAGGAGGGCAGGACGGAUGGGCGGAGUACCGGGAUCGUGCGGAUGACGCUGAAGGUGAUGCGGGAAGAAGGCGGCGUCAAGGCGUUGUAUCGAGGCUUGGUGCCCACAUCCGCAGGCGUUGCACCCUACGUCGCCUUCAACUUUGCCUCGUACGAGCUCCUCAAGAUCCAGCUCGUGGACCACAACUCGGAUCACCACGAGCCGGGCACGUUCGCCAAAUUGCUAUGUGGUGGAGUUGCGGGCGCGGUGUCGCAGACGCUCACCUACCCUGCGGACCUGCUACGACGGCGGAUGCAGAUGGUCGGACUGAAGAGUCAAGCAUUGGGCUACGAGUACACGGGCGCGUGGAAUGCCGUCUUCUCAAUCGUCAGGCAAGAUGGUAUCAAAGGACUGUACCGCGGACUCUGGCCCAACCUCCUCAAGUGCGCACCCUCGAUCGGCGUCUCCUUCGCCGUAUACGAAUGGAGCAAAGAGACGCUCGACGACUACUUCGACGACGACGAUCACGACGAGGCGGCGGACUCGUCCGAGGCAUAG
This is a messenger RNA of Rhodotorula toruloides NP11, 1119 nucleotides long. RefSeq names its product mitochondrial carrier protein. The record is from RefSeq and is a predicted model, not a curated record. The coding region runs from base 1 to 1119 and encodes 372 amino acids. Gene Ontology annotation, biological process: transmembrane transport. Gene Ontology annotation, cellular component: mitochondrial inner membrane. NCBI's taxonomy places the organism in Eukaryota, Fungi, Basidiomycota, Microbotryomycetes, Sporidiobolales, Sporidiobolaceae. The transcript has 9 exons.